Messenger RNA from Anthonomus grandis grandis, 6849 nucleotides. RefSeq lists its product as uncharacterized. The transcript has 6 exons. Gene Ontology annotation, cellular component: BLOC-1 complex. The record is from RefSeq and is a predicted model, not a curated record. Bases 183 to 695 code for a protein of 170 amino acids. Lineage: Eukaryota; Metazoa; Arthropoda; Insecta; Coleoptera; Curculionidae.
GUGAUUUUAGAAUCCCACUGCUGAUGAUGAUUGCGAAGCGUCUACUUGAAAUAAAAGGGACACGAAGCGCGGACUAAUAUUCUUGGAGCUAGGUGGACAUUUAAAACCAAAUAAAUAAUAAACAGAAUAAAACAAGGUAGAAAACUCAAAACAGAACAUUUGUUUUUGUCGGCAAAAGUAACAUGAGUAAUGAAAAGGGGAAUAAACCUCUCGUUAUAACGGGUGAAGCAUCAGAAACAGAGAGCGAAGAAGAAAUAUCACCAGAGCUUCAGAUGCAUUUAACUAAUUCCAUUCAGGGUGCUGUUAUCUUAGGAGAGGAUUCCGAAUCUGAUAACGAAAAUGAAGGUAGUAUUGCCAGUGCUGUAUCUGCUUUACAGCUUUUGGAAGAAAUAAGUGAUAACGAAAUUGUCGAUCACGAUUCAUUGCUACAGCAAAAACUAUGUGAAUCAAAUGUCUCCCUCUACACAAAUAUUGAGUCUUUUAUUCAGUCCACCGUGGAUGAAGCUGGAAAAAACCUAAAUGCUAUAGAGCACCAACUUUUAAAAUCUCAAAUCACAUUACAAGGCGCAGUUUCUUCAUUGAAAACCCUCAGCGUAAACUCCUUAACAUUAAAAAAUAAGUUGCAUUCUUUGUUAACGUCAAAGUUUCUUCCGAACAUCAGCAAUUCUAAAAAACUUGACGGAGGUUUGUAUUAAUUCAACUUGGAAGUAGGUCAACUGGGAAUUAAAAGUUUGAAGGGUUUACAACUUAAAAAAGAUUGAAGGUGCUUUGUGUGACACAGCCAUCAAUCUGCUGUUAAAAGUGAUAUUACAGUGAAACUUGUACUUAUAGACUUCCUUACUCAUAAAUACUCGAAAUAUAACAAAAAAUAACAAAUGAGGCGGCUAGAAUAAAAGUCUAUUGGUGUUUAAAAAGUCAGCAAAAAGGUAGAAAACUCUUUUAUGUUGGUCUGUUACUAUGGCAGUUAUUUUUUGGGUUUAGUUUGUUUUUUCAAAAUGUAUAAUAUAUUUUUUAAAAUUUUGUAAAAUGUACUUAUACCCAUUUUAUUCUAAACGUUUUUGGAUACAAAAUUAUACUACUAAAAGUGAUUUAGAAUGCUCUUUAUUCAACUUAAACAUCAAAAAUCUCUUAAAACAAACACGUAAAUGAAACACUAUUCAUUAUCUGAAUAUAAUCUUCGGUAUCUUCUUCAUCGUCAUCUGCCAUACUUGUCUCUGGUAACUGUUCUUCUGGCUUUUCCGCUAAUGUCUUCUUUUUUUCUAUUGGAAUAGUCGCCUUACUACCAGAACUUUUCUGUUUUUUACUUUUUCCUUUGCCCUUUCCUUCAUAUUCAAUAUUAUUAUAGAAUUCGUGAUAUAUUGGAGGAAUAAACUCCAAUAAGGAUUGUAAGUUCUUCCACUUAGCUUCUUUUAUUUUUAUAGCCCUUUUGUUUAGCAAAGAAAAUGCAUUUUUAAAGUUUAAAUUUGGCCUACCUGUUGUUUUGCAAGGACAGAGAUAUGUAUAAAAUAGCACCAUUGGAUCCAAUAAUGAUUUGUGUUUAAAAGAAAAUGUCUCUGCCUCUUUUGAAUAAAAGAAGUACUGAAUUUCCCUCCAUCUGAUUACAUGAUUAUCAAUAUCUUUUUUAGGGUCACUUAUAAUUUGGUUUAAUUGAGCAAAACUAUAAAAGUUUUCCUUUUUCAUCUCAUGAACUGUAAAUUUUUUAGAGGAUUGUUGUAUGACGUCAUCCAGUGUUCUGGUAUAAAAAUUUGCGUUAUUUUACGUUUAACCUUUUCAAUAAUACCAAAAUCCUGGUCACACUCCAUAAACGUAUGUUCGGGCUCCAAAAAUUUGUGAUGAAUCUCUUGAAUUUUAGUAGAUUUUACCAGGAACAUAAAUAAUUUUGCUAUUUUUUUAUUUUAUCCACCACAGGAAUCACUAUAAGCUAUUAUUUUAGUGAUAGUUGGAGGUAGAACUUCAUUGAUAAAAUGAAUCAAACAUGAAUCAAUUUCUUGUGAUCCUCUCGAUGCAACUGUCUCGUUCCAAACAUACAUAUGCGAUUUUCCAGUUACCAGGUUAUGUACACAGAAGUUAUAAGUCCAGAGUUGCCUAAGAUGAAAAACUUUUGAGGUGGUUAUAAGUGGAGUGGGUAGGGCUUGCUGGAGAUCAAAGCACACCACAUAUGUGUCAGCAGAAUCUUUAUUUUCCAGAAUAUCUGACUUUUUCACAGCCAAUGCCUUCUCAGCUUUUCUAUGAUGAAGGUCCUGUUGUACUUUUACCUUCUUGAUUUUAAUUUUGUCUUUAGAAUGUUUAAUAAUAUUUGCAUAGCUAUCACACCUACUGCACGUGUCGGAAUUAGGGCGGUGAAAUCUGAAAUUAAAUUCUGUAUUAAAUAUGUAUCUGUAAUAAGAUUCUUUUACAGGAGUAGCAUUGCUCUCUAUGCAAUACUCUUUAUACAAACUAUACAUUUUUUUUAAAUUCAGGUCUGAUGCCAGACUUAGGAAACAUUUGGAUAUGUUCCAUUGGGUCAUUCUCAUUUAAAGUCGUCAAACCAAUAGUGAAAAUCGUUCAUUACAAAAUAUUUAAUAUUAUGCAAAAAAACAAACAAAUCAUUUUCUAAUCAUGUUUUAUAACACAAUUUGGCAAAAGCAGUGCAAAUUUUUUUUUAUUUUACCCAUUUUUGAGUGAUUCUGCUUACUGAACUUUGUCAGGUUCAUCACUAUUUCUUAAAAGUCAGAAAAUUAGCCUUAGACCCAGGUUAAGAAUUCUUUUUAAAACAUUAAUUAUUGCAAGAAGCCGAUGGGUAAUUUAUUUUUUUUUAGUUUCUAUUUUUCUAUAAAAAGCAAUACCAUAUUUUAUGUGUUUUUCUAAAUAGUGACGAACCUGACACUGAUGUAACAAACCUGACAAUGAUGCUAAAAAUUGAUAGAAAACAAACACAUUUAAAUAAUAAUUGUUUUUUUUUAUUAAAUGGCUCCAAUUACAAAAACGUUUAACCAAAAAUGUAAAUUCUAAAUUUAACCAAACAUAAUAAAAUAAACUCUAAAUUUUAAGUAACUCAUAACAAAUAAUAAAAUACUUAGGUUAAAUUAGUUGAUGCUUUCCCAUUUUCAAGCCAAAACGGCGUUUUAAACUGUAAAAUUCGUUUAGUUGCAUCAAUACAACCCACUAUAUCUUCAAAUUUAUACCAGAUCUUGUCUUCCUUGAUUGGCCAAAUGUAUUUAUUGACUCCUACAGAAUGCAGAACUUUAACUUCACAGGAUUCAUCGUUAUUUGUAUCAGUAACAACGCCCGGAUAUAUCACAUUGUUAUAUUUAACAAGCAGCCAUUGAUCAAUUUUUACAUUUUCAAAGGUCACAGGUAAAAAUUGUUGUUGUUGAAGCUGUUGUUGAGGAGUGGUAUCUUCUGGGUUAUCGUCUGAAUCUACAGUUUCACAGUCUUGAUAAUACAUCCGUUGCAAUGAAUGACAAUCACAUGUUGUAGGCAAUUUCUUGCAAAAACACGAUAAUUCGCGUCCAUAUAAAUCGGACUCAGAAUCUUUCAAAAUAAUUUGACCUACUUUCAUAAUGCCUUUAGUCAUUUUGUAACGAUUAUUUAUUUCUUUUUUGGAAUCAAAGUUAAUGACAUCUUCUAAAUCGAUCCAAUAAAGUUUCACAUUUACUUUUCCUUGAAGAAUCCUAAAUAACGCUUCUGCAUCUGGAAUGUCAUUCCCUUUACAGACAAGUCCAUCAGCUACUCUUUUGACUGCAGCUCCAACACCAUCCGGAGCACCCUUACCAUGCGAAGCCUCUGAAAAGUUCCAUGAAGCAUUUGAAAAUCCAUAAUCUCUAAAAUAUGUAUUCAAAUAAAAAAAAUUGUCCUUGUUGCGGUAUUGUGAUGUUGGGCCAUCACUAAAGAAGUUAACAGUUUGCACACCAUUUUGUUUUAGUUCUUCUAAAACAGGACGUAAGUGGGCCCAAAUAGCAGGAGGGUCAUGCCGAGUACAGGAAGAAAUGGUACAUAUACUUUCAGGAGGUUUAUUGUCAUAGUAAACUACAACGGUAUGGAGACUGGCCUGGUUGUGUGAGGAACCGAAAUGCAUUGCCUGUAUUUCUGAACUCAUUUUGCAUGAGUAAUUUUCAGAAAAAUCUAUAUGUACAGCAGCCUCUUCAUAAGUUAGAUCAGAAAUACAUUUUUGCCUUUGACUGGCUUCAUGAUUUUUUUUAAAGACAUGCCAACAGAACAUUGUUUUUAGUUCUGCAUUAAAAUUUGUGCAUAGGUUCUUUAGCAUUCCAGAUUCACGGAUAAGCUUUGUUUUAUUAACAAAAAAUGUUUUGCCUGAUUUGCUCCUUUCCUCUUUUUCAAGUUUCCAAAAGUUCCAAUUAACUAAUUUAUUUGGAUCUUUAAUAUCCGCGAGGAUUAUAGCGGCCUGAUCUUGGCAUUUUGGGCAGAUAUUUUUCAUGCAAUCUUUUGAUUUUACAUCACACGUAACCAGCUUACAUACGUUUUCGAUGUUGCGUUCUGUGCAUAUUUUUUAUUUUACUAAAGUAUCCAGUUUAUGCUGUAUAUUGGAAUGUUUUUUGCACAAGCAAGAAUCUCUAUCGGAAAGUUUUGGUUUCACAACCCAACAAGGUCUAUGCUUGCAAAAUGUCGCAAAACUAAUUUUACUACAAGGAAACUCUUUGCAAAACUUUUCAUAAAGAUUUUUAAGGGUUUCCUUUAGCAAUCUUUUCUGAUAUUUGAUCUUGCCUCGUGUUACUGUUUGUUUUUUUCUCGGUGUUAACGUAGUUAUGUCAUCUCUAUUAAAAAAGUCUCGUAUUUUUUUAUGAAGUGGAUGUAAAGUAAGUCGACAUCUUCCUUUCCCUUUUGACAUUGUAGUUGAAGAAUGACAUUGGAGUACCUUUUUAGUUCUUGUUAAAAAUUUAUAUUUUUUGACAAUGGUUCCACUAGUGGCUCUAGAAAUAAUUUGCUUUUCUUUUUCGUUGUUUGUUUUUGAGUAAUUGUCUUUUAUUUGUGCAACUAGUGCAUUAUGAAAAACUAGAGUUUUUUUUACAGUUUCAGGAACAUUAUAUCCUUUGGUAUCUUGGAUGGCUUUACUGUAAGGACUAGCUGUUUCACUUUUCUGACUCCCUGCCACAACAUUCUUUUUCUGGUAUCGCUGGCAACGUUUCUUAUACUUCCGUAAAGACUGCUUUGUUUUUUCCAAGUCUUUUUCCAAACGCUUGAUUUUCCUGUAUGCAGCAGUUCUGUCCUUGCGAAGUCUCUUGCUUCCGGAAGACCUGUUAGCCUCUAAGUAAGAUUGAUUUCUUGGAGGUUCAUUUACUAUUCCAACAUCUUCCAUAGGAAUAUGAUCGGGCAGGGGUAUCGGACUUCCCGGUGGAGUAUUUUGCUGAAGAAAUUGGUCCUGUUCACGUUCAUGUUUUUUUAUCUGCCGACUUUUCUGUUGGUACAAUCUCCAUUUUUUUCUUUGGUAACGCUGCUCCCUAUCGGAAAGUUCUUCUAUAGACUUUUUGGACUUCUUUGCCCUCUUUCGGCUUUUUUCCAAAUAUUCUUGUCUUUUUUCGGGGUUUUCUUUCAGUUUUUCUCUAUAACGCCUUGCACGUUCAGCCGGUGUUAACGGCAUUGCUGAAAAUAAUGUCUACUUUACUACUUUUAACGUCAGGUUCGUCACGAACUUGUCAGCUGCGUUACGAAAGAAUAGUAACGCAGCUGACCGUGACGAACCUGACAUUUUAUUAAAAAUAAGACUAUUUGACUAUGACCGGCGACCGGUAUUUUAUUGUAAACAUAACCUAACUUUUAGUUUGCUUUGGUUAACAAAAUACAAUAAUUAGUUUUAAGAAAAUAUAAAGAAAUUUAAAGUUAUUUGCGUGACGUAACUGACAAGCAAUAAACAUACUCACCUUAAAGUCACAAAAAAACACUUUUUUAAACACAGUAUUUAACUGAAAAAACACUUUCUUUACACUGCGUAGCGACACUAUGGUUUCAUUUAGCAAGCAGGUGGUUAACUGGAAAUAGUAAAUUGGUCCAUAUAAGAAUUUUACGCUUUCUUAAUAGUAGUGACGAACCUGACAUAUUUUUUAGAGACAAUACUUUGAAAGAAUUUAAUAAAUACGAAAAGCAAAGACGUGUUUCCUAUCUAUAGGCGAAAAGUUAAAAAUUAAAUCAAUAUUUUUUAGUUAUCUAAGUAAAGCCUAAGUAAAAAACAAUUCCUUAACGAAAAAUCAUGAUAGUAUGAAAGCAACUAAGAAAGAGACCGUGACGAACCUUGACAUUUUGUGACUUUAAAAUGAAAUAAAAUUACAUUGAUAAAAUCAAGAUAUAUUAUUUCCUAAACAUGUGAUUAAUCCGUGUUUAGUUUUUAUUUUAAAACAUCUAAUCGACACUAACAAACAAAACCUGAAGAAAAAAGUCUUGAAGACAUCAAAUAUCAAAGUUAAAUGAGAAUGACCCCAUUACUAAUUUUCGACGUGCAGGUUCCAUUUUUCUGCCAGGACCUAUACCGCUCUUGUCCUUGGCGCAUAUGCGAUUUAUAUCCGUUAUUGCACAAACCGUUGUAAACCUUUUGUUACUUAUGUCAAGGGUUUUGAGAAAAAAUAUCUUACACACUCGCUUAUGUCGAAGGUAUAUUUCAGUACUAAACUGCUUGUUAGUAGCGGCGUUGUUUCGUUAUCUUUGAAUGUCUUUUUUCCUUAUGCAUGAAGAAAUAAAACCAUUUUGUAGAUUGUAAUCGGCCAAUACAUAAAACUGUUGAAAUAUUUCUUGUCUGUCAUCUUCAGAAAUAUUUGUGCUACACUUGUAUCUGCAAGUGUGUUCAUAGGGCUUAACACUACGUUGGAUAUGUGGCUUAUUUUUAUGACCAAUAUACGCUUUUCCUGAAUUUCUAAGCGU